AUGUUGCGUGGCAUGAAGUCGUCCUGGGCUCGAGGCCUCUCGACACUCUCGUUUAAGGCGCCACCACCAGCCCCAAAUCGACGUGUGGUCGUGACUGGACUAGGUGCUGUCACUCCUUUUGGCGUGGGCGUAAACCGCUCCUGGGAGGCGCUAUUGGAUGCAAAGUGCGCGAUUCGAAAAGUGGAUAAGCUUGUCGAUACUGGACUGCAGUGUACCAUUGGUGGGUCCGUGCCACGAGGAGAAGGAGAUGGGGCCUUUCGCACCAAAGAUUGGGUCAAUCUCAAGAACAUUCGGUCUCAAGAGCCCGACUUUAUUGCGUUCGCACUGGCAGCAGCUGAUGAAGCGUUGAAGGACUCAGGAUGGACCCCUCAGUCGGACGAAGAGAGAGAGAGAGCUGGCGUCGCAAUCGGUGCUGGUAUGGGUGACAUCCAGGAGGUCAUGGAUGUUGGACAGCUUAUUAAGGACAAGAAAUAUCGCCGUGUAUCUCCCUUUUUCGUAACAAGAAUUCUCAUAAACCUUGCGGCAGGCCACGUGAGCAUUGAGCACGGGUUGAAGGGACCGAAUCAUUCUUGCGUCACGGCUUGUGCCACGGGUAGUCACAGCAUCGGUGAUGCCGCGAAUUUGAUUCGAUACGGCAACGCUGACGUGAUGGUUGCUGGAGGUACUGAAGCGUGUCUCAAUGAGAUCUCGGUUUGUGCUUUCUCGCGCGCGCAAGCUCUAUCUACAAAGUUUAACGAUCGCCCACAAGAAGCGUCGAGACCAUUCGACUCGGAACGUGAUGGAUUCGUCAUGGGUGAAGGCGCUGGUGUUGUUGUGCUUGAGGAGUAUGAGCACGCCAAAAAAAGAGGUGCUAAGAUCUAUGCUGAGGUGCGGGGGUACGGUCUCAGUGGUGAUAGCAACCACAUGACGGCUCCUCCGGAAUCUGGUGAUGGUGCUCGAAGAGCUAUGCAAUCAGCGAUUGCACAAUCUGGGCUCGCGGUGUCUGAUAUUGGCUACAUAAACGCGCACGCGACUUCAACACCUUUGGGAGACCGUGCUGAGAAUGCAGCUGUGAAGGAGCUAUUCGGCGAAUAUGCGAAUCAGCUCGGAAUCUCGUCUACGAAGGGAGCUGUCGGUCACUUGCUAGGCGCUGCUGGUGCCGUGGAGGCCAUCAUUUCGAUCAAGGCGCUAUGUGAAAACGUGAUGCCCCCCACGCUCAACUUAACGGAGACAACGGAGGAGUUUACGCUGAACUACGUGCCUAACCAGCCACAGGAGAAAGUGUUGCGGGCAGUGCUUUCGAACUCGUUCGGCUUUGGCGGAACGAACGCAAGCCUUUUGUUUGCAAAGUAG
Molecule: messenger RNA, 1332 nt
Organism: Peronospora matthiolae
Lineage: Eukaryota; Oomycota; Peronosporomycetes; Peronosporales; Peronosporaceae
Source: the annotation of a GenBank genome assembly